Molecule: messenger RNA, 3864 nt
Organism: Dichomitus squalens LYAD-421 SS1
Lineage: Eukaryota; Fungi; Basidiomycota; Agaricomycetes; Polyporales; Polyporaceae
Product: phospholipid-translocating P-type ATPase
Exons: 21
Coding region: 1-3864 (1287 amino acids)
Biological process (GO): phospholipid translocation; post-Golgi vesicle-mediated transport; endocytic recycling
Cellular component (GO): plasma membrane
Molecular function (GO): ATPase-coupled intramembrane lipid carrier activity; magnesium ion binding; ATP hydrolysis activity
Source: RefSeq, a predicted model, not a curated record
AUGAGUGACGACUUCGUCCGGCUGGUCUCCCAAGCCAAUCCCGCCUCCAGGCAACAGUACCAGCCAGCCAACACGGGCUAUCCCCCGUCUUCUUCCCCUCCGCAGGCCUUGGACCCCUUCUUCGAUGACGACGACGACGUUCCCGACUCCGCCUUUGGCCGGCCUCCUGCUAUGCAGUCCAAGGAGAGCGGACUUCCUUUCGCUGGCUCUGGUGCUCCGCCCGCUGGCGUAGGCAAUUCUCAGCUCAGCCUUCCCACAUCCAUCCCGCCAGACCAGUGGUCUUUCGACGACGACGACGACCAUGGCCCCAAGACGUUUACAGGAUCGGCUUCCUUCCCCGGACCAUCGAGAGGUCAUGCGCGCAAGCCCUCCAAGUCGAUCAAGAAGAAGUGGAAGUUCAAUUGGCCUCGGCAGAAGAAGGAGCAGGUCUUGACGGGGAACAGGGUGAUCGCGCUGAACAAUCCGGAUGCUAAUGCGGAGUACUGCAACAACUACGUCUCUACGAGCAAGUACAACAUCGCGACCUUCGUCCCCAAAUUCCUCCUCGAGCAAUUCUCGAAAUACGCGAACUUGUUCUUCCUGUUCACCGCUCUCAUCCAGCAAAUACCCGACGUGUCGCCCACCAACAGAUAUACCACCAUUGCCCCCCUUGCUGUUGUAUUACUAGCGUCCGCGUUCAAGGAGACCCAGGAGGACUUGAAACGACACCAGUCUGAUGGGGAACUCAACUCUCGUCUGGCCAAGAUUCUUCAACCGGACGGCACAUUCUUGGACAGGAAAUGGAAGGACAUCAUGGUCGGAGACGUGAUCCGCUUAGAGAGCGACGACUUCAUUCCAGCCGACGUCGUCCUGCUCAGCUCCAGUGAGCCAGAGGGCUUCUGUUAUAUCGAGACGUCAAACCUUGACGGUGAGACGAACCUCAAGAUCAAGCAGGCUUCACCACAAACGUCCAAUUUGACUUCCCCUCAUCUCGUCACCUCCCUUCACGGCACGUUGCGGUCUGAGCACCCGAACAACUCCCUGUAUACCUAUGAGGCCACUCUGGAGCUGGUGUCCAGUGGCGGUAACCCGAAGCAGGUCCCGUUGGGUCCCGACCAGCUCUUGCUUCGUGGUGCUCAAAUCAGGAAUACGCCUUGGGCGUAUGGUCUUGUUGUUUUCACAGGCCACGAAACAAAGCUGAUGCGGAACGCAACUGCUGCGCCGAUCAAACAAACGGCUGUCGAGCGUCAGGUGAACGUACACAUCGUCUUCCUAUUCAUGUUCUUGCUUGUCCUGUCUAUCGGCUCGACAAUUGGCAGUAGCAUUCGAACAUGGUUUUUCUCUACCGCGCAAUGGUACCUGCUCGAGCAAUCGACUGUCUCCGGAAGAGCACUCGGAUUCUCUUUCCGGUUUGUUGAUUCUCGGCCAGAUAUCCUGACUUUUAUCAUCUUGUACAACAACCUGAUCCCGAUUUCGCUCAUCGUCACAAUGGAGGUCGUCAAGUUUCAGCAAGCCCAGCUCAUCAACUCCGACCUUGACAUGUACUAUGCGAAAACGGACACACCCGCGCUAUGCCGCACAUCCUCGCUCGUCGAGGAGCUUGGUCAAAUCGAGUAUGUCUUCAGUGACAAGACCGGAACGCUAACUCGCAACGAGAUGGAGUUUCGCUUCUGCUCGAUCGGAGGAAUUGCGUAUGCGGACGUUGUUGACGAGAGUCGACGCGGGGAUGGCGAGGACGACAAGGAAGCAUGGCGAUCCUUCGCCGACCUGCGCGCUCUCGUCUCCGGGGAACAAAACCCUUUCGUCGAUUUUACGGAUGCAGGGGCUAGCACCGAUCGUCAGGUUGCCAACGAGUUCCUCACGUUGCUCGCCGUCUGCCAUACGGUUAUCCCGGAAUUGCGCGAUGACAAGAUCCACUAUCAAGCUAGCAGUCCCGACGAGGCUGCUCUCGUAGCUGGCGCAGAACUUCUUGGAUAUCAGUUCCACACUCGCAAACCCAAAUCGGUAUUCGUCAACGUGCACGGGCAGUCAUUGGAGUACGAGAUCCUAAACGUAUGCGAGUUCAACUCCACCCGAAAACGCAUGUCCACCGUCGUCCGAUGCCCGGACGGCCGCAUAAAGCUCUUCUGCAAAGGCGCGGACACUGUUAUCUUGGAGCGUUUGAGCGAGAAUCAGCCUUACACGGAGAAGACACUUCUACAUCUGGAGGAUUACGCCACGGACGGUUUCCGUACGCUUUGUAUCGCUUUCCGUGAUAUUCCCGAUACAGAAUACCGCCAAUGGGUGACGGUCUACGACCAGGCUGCCGCAACGAUCAAUGGCCGCGGGGAGGCUUUAGACAAAGCCGCGGAACUCAUCGAAAGGGAUAUGUUCUUGCUUGGCGCGACAGCUAUCGAGGACAAGCUGCAAGAGGGCGUUCCUGACACAAUCCAUACUCUUCAGAUGGCUGGUAUUAAGGUCUGGGUACUCACUGGCGAUAGGCAGGAGACCGCCAUCAACAUCGGCAUGUCCUGCAGACUCAUCUCGGAGUCCAUGAACCUGGUUAUCGUCAACGAAGAGACAGCCCACGAGACGCAGGAAUUCAUCACGAAGCGUUUGUCGGCGAUCAAGAGCCAACGUAGUUCUGGUGAUCAGGAAGAUUUAGCCCUCAUCAUCGACGGAAAAAGUCUUACGUUCGCCCUCGAGAAAGAGAUUUCGAAGACAUUCCUGGAGCUUGCCAUCCUAUGCAAGGCGGUCAUCUGCUGUCGCGUAUCUCCGCUGCAAAAGGCGUUAGUCGUGAAACUAGUCAAGAAGAACCAGAAGUCCAUCCUACUCGCGAUUGGCGAUGGUGCGAACGACGUGAGCAUGAUCCAGGCGGCUCAUGUCGGCGUCGGCAUUUCGGGCGUAGAGGGUCUUCAAGCAGCUCGAGCCGCGGAUGUCGCUAUCUCGCAGUUCCGGUAUCUCAAGAAGCUGCUCCUCGUCCACGGUGCCUGGAGUUACACUCGGCUAUCGAAGAUGGUGCUGUAUUCCUUCUACAAGAACAUUGUGUUGUACAUGACACAAUUCUGGUUCUCGUUCUUCAACAAUUUCUCGGGCCAGAUCGCCUAUGAGUCCUGGACCCUCUCUUUGUACAACGUCGUUUUCACUGUCUUACCCCCAUUGGUGAUUGGCAUCUUCGAUCAAUUCGUGUCAGCGCGUAUCCUCGACCGGUAUCCUCAGCUGUACAUGCUCGGACAACGCAAUGCGUUCUUCACGCGGACUCAAUUCUGGCUUUGGGUCGGUAACGCGUUGUAUCACAGCAUCGUGCUCUUUGGAUUCUCAGUUAUACUCUUCUGGGGUGACCUCAAGCAAGCCACCGGCUUCGAUUCAGGUCAUUGGUUCUGGGGGACGACUUUGUACCUUGCAGUGCUCCUCACUGUCCUAGGAAAGGCCGCACUGAUAUCCGAUCUGUGGACGAAGUACACUGUAGCUGCCAUCCCUGGAUCAUUCAUCUUCACUAUGUUGUUCUUGCCGUUGUACGCCGUGGUCGCUCCUGCCAUUGGGUUCUCGACUCAGUACAGCGGUAUCGUCCCCCGUCUGUGGACCGAUGCCGUUUUCUACUUUGUCCUUCUCUUGGUUCCUAUCAUUUGCUUGACGCGAGACUUUGUCUGGAAGUACUAUCGGAGGACGUACCAACCAGAGACCUACCACAUUGCCCAAGAGAUCCAGAAAUACAACAUCCCUGACUAUAGACCGAGGCAAGAGCAAUUCCAGAAGGCGAUCAAGAAAGUUCGCGCUGUUCAGCGCAUGCGGCGUAAUCGCGGUUUUGCCUUCAGCCAGACCGAAAAUGCGUCGAGGCAAGACCAGGCGCGAUUGAUACGAGCUUACGAUACAUCAAAGACGGGUGCGCGACCGUCUGGUUACUGA